AGCCAAACGCCGGUCCGCUCCCGCCUGUCUGUCACCCUCAGUCCAAGAGGCCCCAAGUUUCUAGUUGACCGUCUGGGCCUCCGGAUAAAGUUACGCAAAAACUCCCAUUGACUGUAAAGGGGGAAGGCGGGUCUGAGCUCUUGUCCUGUGCCGGCCGAGGGGAGUUUCCAAACUUUGCAGCCAGCGAGCUCGGGUUCCCUUUCCAGAUCCCUCAUUUCCUCCCUCACCCAUCCCGGCGCUCCAGCCUGCUGCCCGCCUGCCCUGUGGGCUCGCCUUGCCUGCCAAGGGAGAGAAGAAACGAGACAAGAAGGGAAGGAACGAGCUCGCGCAGCCCAGAGAUGGGGGUAAUCCCUACUGCAGCGCGAGGUCCCUUGAGGGCGAGCUUCCCCAUUCCUCCACACUCUGGGCUUUGAGCACCCUCCAUUAGCACCGGCCCAACCCAGGUAGGCAGGAUGGCCAAGGAGAAACCGCUGUGGAGGUGCUGUGCCUUCCGCCUGUGCUUGCUCUCCGCUGCGCUACUCUUCUGCCUGCAGCUCACCCUGGAGCUGAGGCGCUCCUGGUCCUCAAGGGACGGCGAGGGGCAGGUCGGACGUCCCUCCAGUAGCUCCCCGCCGGGCUGGGCAGAUGCCCCUGCACUGCAGCAGCUGCUGCCAGGAGUGCACCCGCCUCCUGGGGUGCACCUGCCACCGGGACACUCCAGGCCCCCAGCUGCCAGCAGGAGGCAGGUGACCUACUUAAGGAGCAGCCGUCGAGGGGAGGCGGAACUGGGCAACAGCCCCCCAGGAGAGAGCAGCCACAGAAAGAUCCGUUGGCAUAUUGAUCUCCAGCCCUGGGCAAGUCCAACUCAGUCCCUGAAUGAAGAAGCUAUGAGGUUCCUGAACUAUAUCAGCACUACUCAGAUUUCAUGCAACCACUUGGUCCCAAGUGGCCUGACAAGUGAUUCUGAAAGCACAAAGAAGCCUUGGUCCAUCUGUCUUGAUGAGAAGUUCAGUUUGUUUCAUCAAAUCCAAAACAAGAGAUGCCGUCUUUACUCUUUGGGACUGGGAAAUGAAGAUACUCAUUUUGAAUUGAGCAUGGCCAGUGGUGGAUGUGAAGUACACCGUUUUGAUCCUAGCAUUAAAUCAGCUCACGUGCAGGAGAGUCAACAUCUUUGGUUUCAUCGUCUAUCCAUUGAUUGGAGAGAUCCCCAUCCAGCCAUUGCUGUCCACAAACUGCAGAGUAACACGAAAAAACUGGGAACCAUCUUGAAUGAAUUUGGACACAAUAAGAUUGAUGUCCUCAAGGCUGAUCUGGAAAGUGCUGAAUGGAAAAUUUUGGAAAACUUGAUCCUGGAAGGUGUUCUUGAACAGAUUGGACAGCUGGUGUUUGAGAUCCACCUCCACUGGCCUGGGUUUGAGAUUGGUGGCAGUGACAGCUCUGUGGUACGCUUCUGGUACAGUCUCCUCAAAGAGUUAGAACUGCAGGAUUUCAAGCUCUUUCACACUUACAAAGACCUAUCCAAACCACAGCUAUUCCUAAAGAAAGAACUUUUCAAUGCAAGUAGCUGUUAUAUUCUCAGCUGGGUGAACAUGAGGUGGAAGUGAAAUGUGAAGUGGGUUCAUGAGUAUAAUUGAGUUGUUUAUG
Molecule: messenger RNA, 1623 nt
Organism: Sarcophilus harrisii (Tasmanian devil)
Lineage: Eukaryota; Metazoa; Chordata; Mammalia; Dasyuromorphia; Dasyuridae
Gene: METTL24
Product: methyltransferase like 24
Exons: 5
Coding region: 453-1583 (376 amino acids)
Source: RefSeq, a predicted model, not a curated record